AUGAAUAAUGGCAAAAUCACAAAAACAACUAAGCAAAGAAAAAAAUCAGCAAAACAUAUUAUGUGCCAUCCUGAAGCAACAGAGAUAUACGCGAAUUGUUUCCUUUGCUUUUGCUGCUGUUUUCCUGCUGGGAUUUGCACCACCCACAUCGGCAAUAUGGGCUUUGUUGGGACAUUAGGCAAAGAACUGUUGAACCAUUUCAAAUAA
Molecule: messenger RNA, 207 nt
Organism: Clunio marinus
Lineage: Eukaryota; Metazoa; Arthropoda; Insecta; Diptera; Chironomidae
Source: the annotation of a GenBank genome assembly